Morus notabilis is the source of this 2407-nucleotide messenger RNA. RefSeq names its product serine/threonine-protein phosphatase 5. NCBI's taxonomy places the organism in Eukaryota, Viridiplantae, Streptophyta, Magnoliopsida, Rosales, Moraceae. The record is from RefSeq and is a predicted model, not a curated record. Gene Ontology annotation, cellular component: cytosol; nucleus. The transcript has 12 exons. Bases 73 to 1521 code for a protein of 482 amino acids. Gene Ontology annotation, molecular function: protein serine/threonine phosphatase activity; protein binding.
UUUUUUUUUUUUUUGGUUCUUUGCUUUUCUAAGUAUUGAAUCUUAUCGUAGACGACAAAGUUUAUUCCCAGUAUGGAAUCUGAAGGUUCUGAUGUUUCUCGAGCUGAAGAAAUCAAAGUCCUGGCCAAUGAAGCGUUUAAAGCUCAUAAAUAUGCUCAAGCUAUUGAGUUGUACACACAAGCAAUUGAAUUAAACAGUCGGAAUGCUGUAUAUUGGGCGAACCGUUCAUUUGCUCACCUUAAACUAGAGGAAUAUGGUAGUGCCAUACAGGAUGCUUCAGAGGCUAUUGAAGUUGAUCCUAAAUAUUCAAAGGGUUAUUACAGGAGAGGUGCUGCUCAUCUUGCUAUGGGGAAAUUCAAAGAAGCUCUCAAGGAUUUUCAGCAGGUCAAGAGACUCUGUCCAAAUGACCCUGAUGCUGCCAGAAAGCUGAAAGAAUGCGAGAAAGCAGUAAAGAAACUUAAAUUUGAAGAAGCAAUUGUUGUACCGGUGUCUCAAAGGCGUUCCAUUGUGGAGUCUAUCGACUAUCGUACUAUAGAUGUGGAGCCACAAUAUUCAGGUGCAAAAAUUGAAGGAGAUGUUGUAACAUUGGAUUUUGUGAAGAAAAUGACGGAGGAUUUCAAGGACCAAAAAGGCUUGCACAAACGAUAUGCAUACCAGAUUGUCUUACAAACAAGAGAAAUGUUGCGGGCCCUGCCUUCCCUUGUUGAUAUAACCGUUCCGGAGGGUAAUCACUUUACUGUUUGUGGUGAUGUGCAUGGUCAGUUCUAUGACCUCCUCAACAUCUUUGAGCUGAAUGGGCUUCCUUCAGAAGAGAAUCCAUAUUUAUUUAAUGGUGACUUUGUGGAUAGAGGAUCAUUUUCUUUGGAGGUCAUCCUUUCACUGUUUGCGUUCAAGUGCAUGUCUCCGUCAGCAAUGCACCUUGCUAGGGGAAAUCACGAGAGCAAGAGCAUGAACAAAAUAUAUGGUUUUGAAGGUGAAGUGCGUUUGAAGUUAAGUGAAACAUUUGUGGAACUAUUUGCAGAAGUUUUCUGUUGCUUACCGUUGGCUCAUGUAAUAAAUCAGAAGGUUUUUGUGGUUCAUGGAGGUCUUUUUAGUGUUGAUGGGGUGAAACUUUCUGAUAUUAGAGCAAUUGAUCGUUUCUGCGAACCUCCCGAGGAAGGGUUGAUGUGUGAAUUGCUGUGGAGUGAUCCACAACCUUCAUUGGGAAGAGGCCCAAGCAAACGAGGUGUGGGCCUUUCUUUUGGUGCUGAUGUAACAAAGAGAUUCUUGCAAGACAACAAUUUAGAUUUAGUUGUGCGCUCUCAUGAAGUAAAGGAUGAGGGUUAUGAGAUUGAGCAUGAUGGUAAACUCAUCACUGUAUUUUCUGCGCCAAAUUACUGUGACCAGAUGGGUAAUAAAGGUGCCUUUAUUCGUUUCGAGGCACCUAACUUGAAGCCUAACAUUGUCACCUUCUCAGCAGUGCCACACCCGGAUGUCAAGCCGAUGGCAUAUGCGAACAACUUCCUCCGACUAUUUCAAUAGUCUACAUCUACAUGGCUGACCAGGACUUCCCAAAACUGUAUAUUAUGUUGGUGCGCCAUAGAUUUUCCGCGGAUUCGCUAACCUGCUUUGGAAGUUGACUUGAAAGAGCGCUGAUGGACUUGGAGAAAUGCAGUUUCGUGUUUGUGGUGAUCGUGAUCCAUAGAGAUGCUAUUCAUUUAUUUAUCUUGUAGUCACAGUCAGCAAGGAUAUUUAUUGCAUUUCGUUUGUUAUUGUUUUCCCUUGUGCUGCCCUGGAAGUCAAAGUCACAAACACAUGAAUCUGCCAUGCUGGAAAACUUUUAUUAAGUAAAGAGACCUUUUUACCCUUGUAAUUACUUAGGGCUUUAUCACUUUCUUCCUCUUCUCUCUCUCUCAUAGGAAGCAGCCUCCAUAUUCUCCAUUGUCUCAUCUCCAUUAAGGUUUGGCGGAAUCGCAAGGCCGUGCGAGGAGUUCGUUGGUGAUUCCGGUGCGGAUGAUUGUCGUGUCUUUCAUCGCUGACAUUGAACUCAACAUUCUCCUUCCAUUAGCACGGAGUCGUUAAUGCACAGAUCCACUCGUGGAGAUUUUGCGGUGUUUUCUUUGGUGCUCCAUCGCACAAAGGAGAUUUGAGGAGAUCUCCUCCACUCGUGACGGAGAUCCGGAGAUCUCCUCUGUCACACAGAGGAAAUCUAGAGAUCUUCUCCAUCGCAACGUUGGAGAUAUGUGACGUUAGAAAUCCGGAGAUAUCUGUGCGGAGGAGAUUCUAAAUUGAAAGCCGAAACUUUUUCUUUUUCUUCUUUUUCCUAAUUGUGGAUCUGGUGGAUUUUUGGUGUAUAUCUUAUAAUUUUUAGUGGAUUUUUGUGAAUUUGCUAAAUUUUUUGGUAUUCUGACAAUGGUGACGGCUAUAC